GCAGGACGUACCCGGAAGUGACUGUUGGCGUAUUUAAAGACUGGAGGCGUCUGCUCCCGGCUCAGGCCAUCAUGAAACCCCCUGUGAGGCGGCGCGCGGUUCCGGCGCGAUACAGAGGACUGCCCACGACCGAGAUCCGCACGUCCACGCUCUGGACCCUACGGGAGAAGCAGCAACUCCUCCGUUUACUGCAGGCACGAGACGGGGACCGGGAACCAGCGGCUGCGGAGCUGAGGCAGGGGCUGCCCCACCGGAGCGAGGCUGAGAUCCAGGAUUUCCUGCAGUCGUUGAAGCGGCGUGUGGCCCGGGAGGUAAUUCAGCAGGAGCAUCGCUGCUGCCAGAAGGAACAGAGGCGUCAUAAGUCCGAAGUUCCAGCCCCCAUUGAGGUUUGGACAGAUCUGGCUACAAAGGUGACUAGCCAGUUGGAAGAAGCGAUGACCACUGCCUUUUCCCAGAUCCUGACAAUUGCUGCUACAGAACCCGUGAGUCUGCUCCACUCCAUUCCGAAGAAGCCUACCCAAGCCAGCGAGAGACAGCUUCUCUGCAAAGACUCUUGCUCCCAGGGAGAAGUGCUGCCUCCGGCCCCAGAGCCCACCCAAGAGACCAGUGUGGGAGUGUCUGGGACCUCAGACACCCAGCCCAAGACUGACUCCUCCAAAUCUAGCCCAGCCUCACCCGAAAAUGGAAACUUUGUCAUUGACUUUGAGAAGAUAUAUAAAUAUCUGUCAAGUGUAUCCCGGAGUGGCAAGGGCCUUGAGCUUUCCCCCGGAGAGUCGGCAGUCCUCCUCGAUCUGCUUAUGUCCCUCCCUGAGGAGCUCAGUUGCCUGCCCUGUGAAAGACUGCAGGCCCACAUGGCUAGUUCCUACAGAAAACUGAUACGCCCUCAAGUGGACUCAGGCCAGAGCCUCGGGCGCACUGGCAAAGGCCACUCGGUGGAAAACAGUGAAGUGAGCACCUCCCCCGGCAGUGCCCCAGGGAGCGUAGAGAGCCUCACUCCUGAGAGGCCUGCUGCUUCUGGGCCAAGUCUGCCCCCUGCUCAGCACCAGGUGUGGCAGGAUCUGAAGUUCUGUCCUCUGAACCCAUUCCUGGUUCCCUUAGAGCUUCUGUCUCAGGUCCCAACUCCUGGGCAGUGAGCACUGGCAGGCCCUUUGCCAGGGGAUCUGCCUGAGGGUGGGGCCAACACUGCAUACCCAGGCUGAGGGCUGUGUGUGGGUGUGGGUGGUGAGGGUGAGAGGAGGAGAGAAAAAAGGUGAGCUCCUAGGAAAUAAAGCUCAGAAUUUCUGGAAUUCCUUUGAUACUUUAUCCUAGGUUUCUAGACAGUUCUAUGACUCUUGGUUUAUUUGAGCCCCUAUUCUCAAUACCUGAUCUGAACAAGUACCUAAGAAUUUGUACUAGGUAGGAAUUUAAAGAGACUCCAGAGUUCCUGGGACUCAGAGUCAUAUCUGUUUUGUUGAACCCCAUUCCCUCCCUGGAUUUGAAGAGUUGUAUGUGUGUUUGGAAGAGAUUUCAGGCAGACGAGUCCUGAGACAGUCAGGCUUGUUCUGGGAAAAACACUUUUUAGACCUCAAAGUAUGAUUUAAGUGUGACUUUUAAAAAUUUAUUCAUUUUCUUAUUCAGCAAAUACUUGUUUUGUAUCUCUAAUGUGCAUGGACAUCUCCUCUUCUCCAAUCUGCCUGGUGUGUGUGAGAUAGUCCAACAUUAGAACACCCCAAUAUUUUCCACCCUCAACACUAUCAUUCCUUUAAUAUCUUAGUUUUCAGUUAGGUUUUGUAGCAAAUGUUGGGUUUCUGCCUCAGCCUUCUGGUUUGGUUGCCAAUGGGUGCAGUUAAGUUUAUCGAUCUCAAAAAUAUGGAACUUAGGUUCAGAAGGACUAUAAGGCAGAAUGUGGAUAAUGGUUUUUAUUUUCAAAAUAUAAUUUUAGAAACUAAUAAAAACAAAAUUAAAUUACAAAUAACUAAGAAAUUCUUAGCAUAAUUUAUAAGUGGUUGCAAAACUGUUAAGUCAUUCAUAUUUUAUCCUUUAAUUUUAAAAUGAAACUGUUUACUUUGUCUAAUUAAUGCAAAGAUGUGCUUUCUCAAAAAUUAAUUGCAGUAGUAGUUGACUCAAGCUCCCACCUUUGCUUCUCUGACAAUCCAAUGUUAACUGUGCUCACUGUGUUAACACCAAAUUAAUUUUGCUUUGGUUAAUACCCCAAUUAAACAAGGAAUUUCAAGGUUUUUAACUUAAAAUCAGCCAGCCUUUUCACCAAAGCACAAACUUCUUUCACAAUUCUGGGCUGUAUUUUUCCAUUCCUUCCUACCCUCAUUUCAUCAAACAGAAUAUUGAAUGGUAUCGUGCUUAAAAAAUGGGCCAUGGAUAUAUUCUCUUUUACCUAAAUAUAUGAUGCAAUAAACAAUCUACAAAUGUUGAUUUGUUUUCAA
Molecule: messenger RNA, 2420 nt
Organism: Trichosurus vulpecula (common brushtail)
Lineage: Eukaryota; Metazoa; Chordata; Mammalia; Diprotodontia; Phalangeridae
Gene: SNAPC2
Product: small nuclear RNA activating complex polypeptide 2
Exons: 5
Coding region: 72-1133 (353 amino acids)
Biological process (GO): snRNA transcription
Cellular component (GO): nuclear body
Molecular function (GO): RNA polymerase II general transcription initiation factor activity
Source: RefSeq, a predicted model, not a curated record